UCGAAUCAUUGACUAUCAGAUGCGUUUUCAGUAUUCGCCUAUUCAAAAGUGUACCAAAAAUCCGGACUUUUUUUAGACUAUAUGGCCUAGUCUUAGUGUAGGCACCAGUGGCUGGCACCGACUAGUCGUCGAGUUACUUGGCAGUCGUCAGUCGGUAGUGAAGUGUUGACUGCACUGUAUGUGCAGAUAAGUUUUUUUCUUCGACUUUUUUCUAAUUAACAAUCAUGGGAGGUUUCGCGUGGGUGACUUUGGCCACGAACGACUCGUACUCUUUGGGGGCCCUAGUUCUGGCGCAUUCCCUGAAGCAGGUCGGGAGCAAGCACCAGUUGGCUGUGCUUGUGACUCCGGGAGUCACAAACCCGAUGAGAGCGAAGCUCGCAACUGUGUUUGAUCUCGUUCAGGAAGUCAAUAUUUUGGAUUCGAAAGAUGAGUCGAACCUCCGGUUGUUGAAACGGCCUGAGUUGGGGGUUACAUUUACGAAAUUGCACUGUUGGCGCCUCACACAGUUCGACAAAUGUGUAUUUUUGGAUGCAGACACGUUGGUAUUACAAAACUGUGAUGAGUUGUUUGAGCGGGAGGAGUUAUCAGCAGCGCCUGACGUUGGCUGGCCUGACUGCUUCAACUCGGGGGUUUUCGUUUUCCGGCCCUCGAACGAAACUUACGAUAAGUUGGUACAGUUUGCGGUAGAAAAGGGCAGUUUUGAUGGGGGGGACCAGGGAUUGCUUAAUUUAUAUUUUUCCGAUUGGGCGACCAAAGAUAUUAGUAAACAUUUGCCCUUCAUUUACAAUCUUUGCUCAACGGCGUGUUACUCCUAUUUGCCGGCUUUCAAACAAUUUGGGGCGGAUGCCAAAAUAAUUCAUUUUAUUGGCUCGUCGAAGCCUUGGCUACAAUAUUUCAACACGGAAACGAGAAAAGUACAACCGACCCCCGAUGUUAAACACUUAGAAGCAAUUUUGCAACAAUGGUGGAAUAUUUUUUGCCUUCUGAUCCACCCUACUCUAACUCCCGACAUGCCUAAAGACAGAUGUGAUAAUUAUAAGGCUCGAAGCAGUUCAGAUGUUACGCACACUAAGUCCUUUCGCACUUCCCCCGAACCUAAAAUUAUAAUUCGGGAUCCUUGGGAGGAGUACGACCUUAAACAAUCCUCUCUUCCUGAUCCGAGUCAGGAACAGUCCCAGUCCCCGAUUUCCGAGAUAUUUGAGCCACAAAUAAAGCCUGUUGAAUCUCACAAUACAAAUGCAGAUACUGCCAGCCAUGAAACUAGUUCCUUAAUCCCGUGUGAUAACCAAUUCGAAGACUGCGACCCUAUUCCUAUCAUUGAGACUGAUCAUGUUCCUGAGCUUUUGCACAUUGAACCUGAACCUGAACCUGAACCUGAACCUAUUUCUCCCGUGCCAUCAAUUGACUGUGAAGCUGCCGCUGUUUGUGAAAAGACAUUGCACACACCCCCUUGUGGAGAUAAGACUGAUACUGGAUUAGCUGGCGCCUUUGCCCAGCUAACUUUAGGUGCGCCCAGGACUGCGGAACAAAGUGCCCUUGAUGAUCAUUUGAGACGACAAGGCUGGGAAGUUGGUAACAUUGAUUAUAUGGGAAGAGACUCGUUUGAUAACAUUUGGAACAAGAUUUGUCAAACUCUUUCGGCGGCAUUACCGGAAGACGCUCCCAAAACUACAGAAGCGCCACCUCCAUCGACUGAUGCAAAACCGAUUGAGAAAAGCCUAACCGAAGCACCAGCAGCUCCUCAAGAAGCUGCAGAACCACCUAAACCGCAAGAAACUCAACCAAUUUCCACAGAAUGCCCAAUUACACCAAAACCCAAAGAAGAAACUCCACAAUGUCCAUUGGCUGCAAAACCGAAAGAAAGUGAAGUUCCUCAAAUCCCUGCUGCUCCCCAACCAAUUGAAACCCCAACCUCUCAGCCUCAAAUUCAACCUCAACCAAUUUCCACAGAAAGCCCACAAUGUCCAAUUACACCAACACCCAAAGAAGAAACUCCGCAAUGUCCCUUGGCUCCAAAACCGAAAGAAAGCGAAGUUCCUCAAACUCCUGCUGCUCCUCAACCAAUUGCAACCCCAACUCCACAGCCUCAAAUUCAACCAACUGAAACUCCUCUUGCACCCCCAACUCCCCCUGCAACCGCACCUCAAUGCCCUAUAGCUCUUCCACCAAAAGAUGCAGCUCCAGUAGUUCCCCAAACACCACCAGCUAAAGCUGCAGAACAACCUCCAGCUCCAGCUGCACCUCAAACACCACCAGUUCCUGCAACUGCACCACAAACACCGCCAGUUGGAGCCGCAGAACAACCUCCAGCUCCAGUUGCACCUCAAACACCACCAGUGCCAGCUAAAGAGCAACCUCCAACUCCAGUUGUAGCUGCAGAACAACCUCCAACUCCAGUUGUACCGCAAACGCCACCAGUCCCAGCAAAAGAACAACCUCCAACUCCUACAGCCCCACAACCACCAGUUGAAGCUGCAAAACAACCUCCAACUCCUACCGCAUCACAAGCACCAGAAACAGCUGCCGUUGCGGCUCAAACUCCGCCAGUUGCAGCUCCAGAACAACCACCUGCUCCGGCUGCACCUCAAACACCACCUGUUCCAGCUGCAGCUGCGCCACAACCACCGCCAGCUGCUGCUCCAGUAGUACCUCAAACACCACCAGUUCCAGCAAAAGAACAACCUUCAACACCAGUUGUCGCUGCAGAACAACCUCAAACACCACCAGUUCCAGCAAAAGAACAACCUCCAACUCCAGUUGUCGCUGCAGAUCAACCUCAAACACCCCCAGUUCCUGCAAAAGAACAACUUCCAACUCCUGCUGCACCGCAAACACCGCCAGUUGCAGCUGCAGAACAACAAACACCACAGACAGCUCCAGCUGCGGUUGCACAACAGCCGCCUCCAGCCGCAGCUGCGCCUGCGGAAGCUGGAAAAGGCAAACCUGAAUCAAAACAGUCGAAACCUGAAACAGCACAAGGUGCCGCAUCUGUAGCAUCGCCCACUCCUCCACCUCGUAAAGGAAGUGGAGGUGGAAAGAAAUCGAAAUCGAAGAAAUAAUUGUGUUUCAUUUAGAGUGUUCAAAACAGCCUGUUUUUUCGUUUAACGUGCCAUAUUAACGCAGUUAUAUUGCGUAACAAAAAUGCCUAAUUUUGGAUAGAUUUGUUGUUUUCUUUUUGUAUUUAUUUAUAAUACUUGCGUAAGUAGCUAGUUGCUGAUUUAUACUUUGUUGUGUUUCUAUGAAAAUAAAGCGGUUUUUCAAGUGA
Tribolium castaneum (red flour beetle) is the source of this 3265-nucleotide messenger RNA. RefSeq names its product glycogenin-2. The transcript is spliced from 11 exons. Lineage: Eukaryota; Metazoa; Arthropoda; Insecta; Coleoptera; Tenebrionidae. The record is from RefSeq and is a predicted model, not a curated record. Bases 225 to 3059 code for a protein of 944 amino acids. Gene Ontology annotation, molecular function: glycosyltransferase activity. Gene Ontology annotation, cellular component: cytoplasm.